UGUUUUUUCUAGCUUCUCUUUCCAUUUUGAGGGUCAACUUUGCUCUUUCUCUCACUUUCUCUUCCUCUUUCUAUUCUAAGUCGUCUUCGCUUCUUUGGUGGAAAGGACUCAGAUCCUCUCAAGCAUUCUUGAUGUGAAAACUAUCCAUCUUCCUAAGUUUCUCUGGUGUUGCAGUGUCAACUUCUCAGGCGUUUAACAGAGUCUGUUAAUCAAAAUUUAUCUCUGGUUCAUUUUCUAGAGCUGCCGCUGUGUUCAUCUUCCAUCUUAAUUCAAAGGGUGAUCCUUUAUGUAAUAUUUGGAUCUUCUUUUCCUCUUCAUUUCUUUCCCACAGCAGUUGAGUGCUAAAAGUUCAAACUUUUUCGUUUUUUCUCCUCAAUAUAUUUGAUGGGUCAUCAGAUAGAUCACCAUAAUGCAAAUCAUCUCAAUUUUUUGAUUCUGGGAAUCUGACUUUUGUUGCUUGACUUGCUAGUGAGUCUGGUGUUGUGAAUGGGGGAAACAGUGACAUUCUGUAAUUUUGCUUAUUUGAGCUUUGUUUAGCUAUUAUUAUGUUGGCUAGCUUUUCGAUUGAGAUCGACCCUUAAAGGAGUAUAUUUUCUUUGUUUUGCUUCUAAAUUAAGUCAAACAAUUUUUUGACUAAAUUGGAACCUGCUAUGUUUGGGGUCAUGGAUAAUGCAAACGAAGCAUCAUCAUCCUUGAGUUUUGCAUCAUCUCUCUUGUCAAAUGGUUCUAGUAAUCACAACAUAUCUUCCUCCACCAACAAUGAGCAUGUAGCAAAUAUUGACAUUUUGAGUCUGAGUAAGCUCAGUGGAUGCCUUGAGAAGUUGUUGACCGAUGCUGAUUAUGAUUAUUGUGACGCUGAGAUUCUUGUUGAAGGCAUCCCUGUGGGUAUUCAUCGCUGUAUAUUGGCUUCACGUAGUCAGUUUUUUCAUGACCUUUUUAAGAAAGGAAAUGAUGGAUCAGUGAAGGAAGGAAAACCAAGGUAUCUCAUGUCAGCUUUGGUGCCUUAUGGCACAGUUGGAUAUGAAGCUUUCCUUGUUUUCUUGCAUUAUUUGUAUACUGGAAAGCUAAAGCCUUCACCACCAGAAGUUACAACAUGUGUUGAUGAAGCAUGUAUCCAUGAUGCUUGCCGCCCUGCUAUCAAUUAUGCUUUGGAACUAUUGUAUGCUUCUGCCACUUUUCAGAUGAAAGAGCUGGUUUUGCUUUUCCAGCGACGUCUCCUAAAUUUUGUUGAGAAGGCUCUUGUGGAAGAUGUCAUUCCUAUUCUUAUGGCUUCCUUUCACUGCCAACUAAGCCAGCUUCGCUCUCAAUGCAUUCAGAGAGUAGCAAGGUCUGACCUUGACAGCAUAUCUUUGGAAAAAGAACUCCCUCAUGAAGUUGUGACUGAAAUCAAGUCACUCCAAGUCCAAUCUCAACCAGAAUCCGCACCUGAAGCAAUGGAAGUGGAACCUUCAAAUGAUAAGAGUAUCAGGAAAAUCCAUAAAGCAUUGGACUCUGAUGAUGUUGAGCUACUUAAGCUUCUUCUAAAUGAGUCUAGUGUCACUCUAGAUGAUGCCAAUGCUUUACACUAUGCCUGUGCCUAUAGUGAUUCUAAGAUUGUUCAAGAAGUUCUUUCUCUAGGCUCGGCUGAUGUUAGCCUUAGAAAUCCACGAGGAUACACGGUUCUUCAUGUGGCUGCAAGACGAAAGGAUCUAUCCAUUUUGGUAGCAUUGCUGAAAAAAGGGUCAUGUGUAUCAGAUACCACUCCGGAUGGACAAAAUGCUCUUUCAAUUUGUCAGAGGUUGACAAGACGCAAGGAUUACCAUGAGAAAACAGUGCAGGGGAAGGAAUCUAACAAGGACAGGCUCUGUGUUGAUGUCUUGGAGAGAGAGAUCAGAAGGAAUUCUAUGUCUGUGAAUAUGUCUUUUUCGUCACUGUUAACUACUGAUGAUUUGCACAUGAGACUGGGAAUCUUUGAAAAUAGAGUUGCAGUUGCUAGGAUGCUGUUUCCUGCUGAGGCUAGGGUAGCCAUUGAGAAUGCUGAGGCAGAUUCAACAUCACUGUACGCAAGGUCAUCAGCUUUGAAGGGCCCAAGUGGCAUUCUAAAAGAAGUAGACCUAAAUGAAACCCCUUCUGUUCGAACCAGAAAACUACAGUUAAGAUUGCAUGCCCUUCAAAAAACAGUUGAGAAUGGCAAGCGCUUCUUUCCACAUUGUUCUGAGGUGCUUGAUAAGUUUCUGGACGACGAGAUGCCUGAUGUUUUCUUCCUAGAGAAGGGCACUGAAGAAGAGCAAAUAAUCAAGAAAGCACGCUUCCAGGAACUUAAAGAUGAUGUGCAGAAGGCAUUUCAUAAGGAUAUGGCUGAAAAUAACCAUACAGGUUUUUCAUCUUCAGUGUCUUCUGCAUCAUCCUCAUCUCGUAGGGAUGGUCUUAGUCAUAAAGUGAGGAAAAAAUGAAGUCCCUGUUCUUCUAUAGUGGUUGCUUAAAGUUUUGGCUUUUUGAAGCAGUGCAAGUAGCACUUUAUAGCAUAUAUUGCCAAUAAGAUGCUAUGUUACAGUAGGAGUUUUGCAAAUGAACAUGGGACAUUUUUCUAGAUUGAUGUACUUGCUUGCACUUUUUGCACCAAAAGGAAAGAAGAAAAAGAAAGAAAGGAAGAUGUACUCGCUAGGUAUAUUUGUUCCUCCGAAA
Gastrolobium bilobum is the source of this 2664-nucleotide messenger RNA. Its product is annotated as BTB/POZ domain and ankyrin repeat-containing protein NPR1-like. Gene Ontology annotation, biological process: regulation of jasmonic acid mediated signaling pathway; defense response to fungus; defense response to bacterium. Gene Ontology annotation, cellular component: nucleus. The transcript has 4 exons. Gene Ontology annotation, molecular function: protein binding. The record is from RefSeq and is a predicted model, not a curated record. NCBI's taxonomy places the organism in Eukaryota, Viridiplantae, Streptophyta, Magnoliopsida, Fabales, Fabaceae. The coding region runs from base 651 to 2432 and encodes 593 amino acids.